GGCACGGGCGGAUACCCAACCAACCAACCAACACACCAACCAACCAACAGGAGGCGGCGGCUGAGCAGAACCAAUGUUGCUAGUGCGGCAGCUAUUUGGCGCAUCGGCAAACUCAUGGGUGCGGGCCCUUGUCAUCUUUGUGCUGGCCUGGGUGGCACUCGUCUACGUGUUCGUGGUUAAGCUGACCAGCACACAGGGCCAGCAGGCGUCGGGAGAGAAUGAGAUCAGCGCGCGGCGCAUCACCCAGGCCCUGCAGCUUCUCGAGCACACCAAGCAGCGCAACGCGGAGCUCAAGCAGCUUAUUGAUGAGCUGAUGAGCGACCAGCUGGACAAACAGAGCGCCCUGAAGCUAGUACAAAAGUUGGAGAACGAUCCCCUCAACCCAAAGCAGGGGCUGCAAAGUCUGGGAGCAGAGCCCGAGGCGUUCUUUGAUUCUGCCCCUGCCGAUCUGAGGGGCUGGAAUAAUGCCGAAGGUGGAAACGAUCUGCUGGACGGAGCUGCAGCUCAGUUGGAUCUCUUAUCCGGCGACGAUCUGGGACAUGGCGAGCCCAGUUUGGAGUACGAGUUUACGAGGCGACGCAUCCAGACGAACAUUGGGGAGAUCUGGAACUACUUCAGCAGCGAGCUGGGCAAGAUAAGCAAGGUGGUGGCCAGCAAGGGGCACAAGGAGCUGGAGGAGUCCAUCAGCCAGGUGCUGGUGCAGGGUGCAGAGCACAAGCGAUCGCUUCUCAGCGACAUGGAUCACAUGCGGCGUUCGGACGGUUACGAGACCUGGCGCCACAAGGAGGCCAGGGACUUAAGCGACCUGGUCCAGCGGCGCCUGAACCACCUGCAGAACCCCAGCGACUGUCAAAACGCUCGCAAGCUGGUCUGCAAGCUCAACAAGGGCUGUGGCUAUGGCUGCCAACUGCACCAUGUGGUGUACUGCUUUAUUGUGGCCUAUGCCACGGAGCGCACCAUGAUCCUCAAGUCGCGUGGCUGGCGCUAUCACAAGGGCGGCUGGGAGGAGGUUUUCCAGCCGAUCUCGAAGAGCUGCCACGACGCGGGGUCUGCCAACGCAUACAACUGGCCGGGCAAGCCCAAUACUCAGGUCCUGGUGCUGCCGAUCAUUGACUCGCUAAUGCCGCGCCCACCGUACCUGCCGUUGGCCGUGCCCGAGGAUCUGGCGCCGCGCCUCAAACGCCUGCACGGUGAUCCCAUUGUCUGGUGGGUGGGCCAGUUCUUGAAGUACCUUCUGCGACCGCAGCAGCCGACGCGCGAAUUCCUCUUUGCCGGCAUGCGAAACCUGGGCUGGGAGCGUCCCAUUGUGGGGGUGCAUGUGCGUCGUACGGACAAGGUGGGCACGGAGGCGGCGUGCCACAGCAUCGGGGAGUACAUGACCCAUGUGGAGGACUACUACCGAACGCUGGAGAUCAAUGGGACAAGUGUGGUGCGACGAGUCUUUCUGGCCUCGGACGAUGCCAACGUGAUCGAAGAGGCGCGCGAAAAGUACCCGCACUACCAGAUCAUCGGUGAUCCAGAGGUGGCUCGCAUGGCGUCCGUCUCCACGCGCUACACGGACACGGCCCUCAACGGUAUCAUACUGGACAUACACCUGCUAUCCAUGUCCGACCAUCUUGUGUGCACCUUCUCCUCGCAGGUCUGCCGCGUGGCGUACGAGAUCAUGCAGACCAUGUAUCCGGACGCCUCGAACCGCUUCAAAUCGCUGGACGACAUUUACUAUUACGGCGGUCAGAAUGCGCACAAUCGUCGCGUAGUCAUCGCCCACAGCCCGCGCACCCACGAGGACCUACAGCUGCGGGUGGACGACCUAGUGUCGGUGGCUGGCAACCACUGGGACGGCAACUCCAAGGGCAAGAACACGCGCACCAAUCAGGGCGGCCUCUUUCCCUCAUUCAAGGUGGAGGAAAAAAUUGACACCGCCAAGCUGCCCCUAUAUCCGGGUGUCUAGCUCUAGUUCUAGCUCCCGACGCAGUGGCUGUCCCCCCAUUAGGUUUACUUUGGAGAAUCUCUUCUGCCGCAUUCCAUGUGGAAGUUAUGGUAGCUGGUGCAAGUUCAAGUUCAAAUUUAUAUUCAGAAUCUGGAAUCUGGAAUGUGGAAUCUCCAAUCGAUAGCUCUCUAUCUAUCUAUCUAUCUAUAUAUCUCUCAAUACGUGUAUAUUCCUCGUACACGCAUGUGUAUUUAAUUUUUCCGACAUUUUCCCUCACUUGACCUGGUGUAUGUUCCGGUUCCCGCUGCAUUCACACGGGUGGGCACUUAUCUCAAUUCUAAUUCUGCAUUUUGUAAAAGUCCUUUAUUACAUUGUAAGUCGAAGCCGAAGAAAUUAUGAUAUGACAAGAAACACCCAUUAAUACUUAUACAUAUAUAAAUUAAUUAUAUAUAGAAGUGCAGUGCAUGUAGGGUUCAGUAAGCGCAAUAUAGUGUAACCUCUGUAAAAUACAAGAAAACAAACAAGAAAACAGUCUACGUAAACACAAUCGUCAAUAGAAAAAAAUAUAAAUAAAUAG
Molecule: messenger RNA, 2507 nt
Organism: Drosophila obscura
Lineage: Eukaryota; Metazoa; Arthropoda; Insecta; Diptera; Drosophilidae
Gene: FucT6
Product: alpha-(1,6)-fucosyltransferase
Exons: 4
Coding region: 74-1951 (625 amino acids)
Biological process (GO): protein N-linked glycosylation
Cellular component (GO): Golgi cisterna membrane
Molecular function (GO): glycoprotein 6-alpha-L-fucosyltransferase activity; protein binding
Source: RefSeq, a predicted model, not a curated record